AACCUGAGGUUAUGUCUUCGUGGCACCUGUGUUCGCUGUAAGUUCCCAGCGAUUUCCUCUGUGCAUUUUUAAGAUGCUGUGCACUACCAUCCUGAAUGCCAACGUCCUACUGAACCGGUUAAAAUAGGAUGUCAACAAGUGACGCAGCAGAGCUGGAGCUCAGAGUUGCAGGAGUAGGAGGAGGAGAGACAACGACGCCUCAGUGCGCCACAGCUAGGACAUGGACUCCAACUGCAAGUGAACACCAGGACAAUACAUCAGCAGGCAGUUUAGGAAAGGACAAGGAUUAUCAUUGGGGUCAUUCAGAGGUCAAGAUCCAGAACGCUGCUGGUUCCAUCCUCGUCACCAGCCUCAUACUCAGACUCUCCAAUCCAAACCUGGGACUAGAGAAGACUCUCGAGGCAUGGUCCAGUUUGGUUGACCCAGAGUUAGCUGAGACCAAGAACAGCACCUUGCAGGUUAAUGGAACUUCAUCCUCCAUAGAAACAACCAGCGUUUGUCCAUCGUCGGAGACAAUCCUGUUUUCAACCAAGAAGAAAGAAAAACUCCUCAAUGUUGUUAACCAUGAUCUGGGAAUAACCAGCAACCUGAACAGAACUCACAUUCUUUCUAACAGUAACACCAGAGCAAAUGAACAUAAUGACUUGUACGGACGUCCAUGUGAGUCACAGUCCAGACGGUGCCCCGGAUCUUUAAUUAGAACUGAAAAAGACGAGAAACGACACCAAACACACCUUGAAAACCAGUCUUAUUUUGGCAACCAUUCGGAUGAACCUGUACCCAUGUUGUCUUCCACCAUGGUAACAGUUCUCGCUCCUCAGUGGGGUGGUCGUAUAAGACGGACCAAAAGGUUUGAUGGAACUGGAUAUUCAGAAGCUCAGGCGGAUUUGCAAGAAGCUGCAAAUACGUCACCAAAUCACCAACAAGGUGUAAAGAAUGUGUUGAUGGAUGGAUCGAAGAUUCCAAGGAGAGUCCAGAGAACCAGAAGUAAUACAGUGGGCUGGUCAAGUAAAAGUGAUCCUUCAAGCUUGGAUUUUAACACUAAAAAGGACAUGAUUUCAGCUGUUUCAUUAGAUUCGGGCGCUAUAAGUCCUUUAGCCAUUUCUCCAAUGUCUUGGUCUCCCCCCUCCCCUAACCUUAAUGAACAAAGGCAUCCCCAUUUGGACCUCCAAGGACGACAAUCAUCUCUUAGCUCAAAUUCUUUUAGAAGAAUUAAGCCUAAUACCACAAACUCCAGUCAAAUUUCUGUCCUCCCUGAGGGGAAGUCCUCAUCUCGGAACUGUUCUCUCAAUAAUAAUGAACAAGAGAGACCAAAGUCUGUUCUCUCUCCUUCACCAGUUUCUUACAGGACAACUGAAACCGGACUGGCACGCUCUCCUGUUGGCUCCGAUCACAGAGAGAGAAACAUAUCUGAGAAGUUUUCAUUUCUAACUUCACCAACAAGCAGGACUACAAAAGACAAUUCUUAUACCCAACAGUCUCAAAUGACCCAAACUAGUUUUACAUCUUCCAAACCUACAUUUCAGAGGCAGCAAAAUUGUGAGAAUGUGGACAACACGAUCCCAUUCUCAGAGAGCUCAAUUUCUCCCACUAGAUAUUUUCCGCUUGAUCACUCUACUCCUUUAAAAACUCACAGUCUUCCAAGGCGAACAAACCUGAAAUCCACUUCCUGGUGGAAACAAGUUUCUCAGGAAAGCAGUUCUCCUCUCAGUGUGAAAAACACAAACAAGAAAGACUAUGAGAAAACGGACUCUCUGCGUCUGACAGACAACAAAAGACUGGGUCGUUAUAUGCUUAACAGUGAUAACAACAACACAGUAGAGUUAGCUCGCAAAAGUAACCUGAACCGCUCUUUAAAGAUGCGGUCACCUGAAUCAGAAAGAACUGCCAUCCAGCAGCAUGGCUUAAAUGUAGACAAUAGACAACCACAAAAACCUCACAGUAUGCCUGAUUGUCGGCCUGCUUCUAAAGUUAGCACAGUUUUAGCACAAACAACACUAAAGCAAACCAAGGUUCCAGACAAGAAUGAUGAAAGAAAGACUUUGCUCUCAGCACAUGUACCUUCAUCUACUUCAUUUACUCCCAUGACCUCCAAUCUGCCCGCAGAUAACUUUGGUAAAUACAGUGGUUCUCCACUGAAAUCCACCAGUGCACCUACAUCUCAAAACAAAAUGGACACACAAAAGUUGAGCAAACCCCCUCUUUUCCAUAAUUAUUCCUCCACUCCGAGCGAUCAACCUUAUCCUUCUCAAACUACCUACAUCAACUCCUCAGAUUCAAACACAAAAAAUACACUCUCUUUCCAGUCUCAACAAGAUUCUUCUAGCAACAAGGUUCACUCUUCUUCAGCUCAAACAUCAACGUUUACCAGUAAAUCCAACGUCUCACCUCUUGGUUUUAAAAGAAGCUAUGUCUGCCUUCCUAAACCUUACAACUCGAAACCUGUGACCAGCCUUAUUCCCUCGGUAAACACUCUCAAUAAAACAAGAGGCAGCUACACAUCAGCCACUCCAACCACAUCCUCUGCUCCCACUCCUCGUAGCCCAUCCACCCUAAGCCCUCCUGUCGCUUCCACCAUGACAUCACCAACUCCUGUGAGUGUCUCUUCUCUCCCAACGCCUCCUGCAACUCCUGGGAUUGCUAGUCCGACCUCAGAACCGUCUCCCCCCAAGUUAAAAAGCAUAGUUUAUAACAGUCUAGAAAGAGAACCAAAAAAACAUGGAAAGAGAGAGAGGCGAGUAACAUGGCAGGACUCGGUGGAUGGACAGUGUUCAGAGUCAGUCAGUGUGGAGAAGCCAGAUUUUCCCCAAGUCCGGCCAAACUCUUCAGCUCCCACAAAUCUCACCCAAAGUCCCCCCUCUGUCUUCUCGUAUCCACAGUCAGGUAGCCCAGAAGGGGGUGACCACAAGACUUUUAACAAUACGCAGCCGGGAAAAGGAGGAAAAUAUCGCUCCUUAUCAUCCGACUGUGCUCAGGUAGUGACCAGGGAGCGUGGCAUAAACAAGCACACAGUUGGUGAUACUAUGAGCUCCGACCAGGGAGUACAGGGCCCAUUUACAACCAGGCAAGAACGUACGCAGUCAGUGGAGUCUGGGACAGUUCAGUGUCGUUACUCUGCUCCCCUUUCCCUCCCUCCUGAUUUCCCCAGUGGUUAUAAACAUCGCUAUAGCAUCCCACCUUACUCUACACUAAUGUCUACCAGGCAGACAAAAGGAGAGCUGAAGACCUCGCCACAGACAUUUCUGAUUCCCCAACCUUCUCAUUUAAAUCCCACUCCACAGACGUCAUCAGAUGCUAACCUAUUUGUGUCCACUUUCAAACCCCCUUUGUCUCCUGUCAGACCAUCCCAGACUUGUUUAACGCCUUUCCAAAGUGGAACUGCAAAACAAGAAAGCUCGGUAUGCAGUCUUUCAGACACUGACCGGGUCAACAAUAAUAACCUUCAAGGCCACAUCCAAUAUCAGCCAAAUAGUCAGAUACAGCUUUUUGACAACAGGGUUCAUAUCACCUCACAGUCUCUUUUAGGUGAUGAGGAACAUAGCUUCUCUUCAACCUGCGUAACCGAAACACUUGUUUACAAAAUUAAAUCUAAAUCAGAUGCAGCUACAGACACCCCAAAGAACACCACGCCUACAUCUUCACAACACAACACAAACACUUUGGUUUCUGUGGAGACCAAGUUUAAGCCACAGCCAGGCUCAGCACAAAGUAAUGAAGCAGUUGAAAGGUCGUGCGGGCAUUCUGAUCAGAGCUCCAGUGAUGGCAGAUCAACAAAGAGUGAAAACAGUCUUGAUGGAACCAGUAACGCAGGCACGAAGGAGAGUGUUCUGGGCAAAAGUAGGUUUUAUUCAGUUGAGGUUAAUAAUGAAGAAAGUCCUAAGAAAAGCCGGUUUGGCAUAAAGAGAAGCGUCAGCACACCAAGCUCUAGUUUAUCUAGGUCGGAGUCGGACAGAGUCGCCAAGAGUUACAACAAAGUGGACCAGAUGUUUAACAAACUGAAGCAAAAAUUCAGCUCCAAGCGAACGGAGGAGGAUUCGUCCUUCCCAUGGAAGUGGAGGCGAACUUCCCAAACACCUUCUGUCAGUGGAUCAAGUGACGUGAGCAGUGUCAGCGAUGCCAGCACAGACAGUACCAAAACUCUGGAGGAACGAAGAGAGGAGAAAGAGAUGAUGCUGAAAAGCAAGGCAGUGAAAACAGAGGGCACAAAAAGACAAACUGACAAUAGAUACGCCCUUGUACCAGCACUGUCUGCUGGAGAAAGAAAGGCAGGAAAUGAUUUGCCCAUGUGGUCAGAAAAUCCCGCUCAUGGUAACAAAAGAGAGGAUCUGAAUUCUUGUGCAGCACCUCAAAGUCAAAUUCAUCUGACAGUCCAUGGCCCAGUUGAAAAGUUUGAUAUGUGUGAAAACAGUGAGAGACAGCAUACAGCUACGAGCCAGUUCCUCUCCCGCUCGGAUCACAGUAUUGAUGGAAGCCUCAGCCCUAAUGCUGCUUAUCCAACUCAGAGCAGGAAGUCUACACCCAGCCCCAGGAGUCCCUUCUCACCAUUUUCCUCUCUUUCACCUGUCUCCCCAUUUUCAACUGCGGAAGUGUUUGAGGACAAUGUGUUCUUCAGCCCAAAGCUUCAGCGGCGCAGGGAAUCCUCAUCUCCAUUUGAGCCCGUGGAUGGAAUCAGAUUGGGAGUCUCAAGAAGGAGCCGGGCAUCUACUGGUCCCCCCACUUCAAGUCCAGGAAAGGAUAACGAACCCUUUACGUCAUCGUAUGCAGAUUUAAAGUAUGGCAUUGAACCAGGGAGAUCCUUUUCUGUAAGCUCUGUCCUCUCCAGUCGACCGGCGCGGCCUGGACGGAUUUCGAAUGGAACCAGGUUUAUGAGCGUGGGUGAUCUUUCUCACCCCGCUCUGUCUUCUGCAAGUAGUGGCAAUGAGUUGCACCAGAGGUCCGUCACACCUGCUGAAAUGGGUCAGUUUUAUACCCAGCAUGACCCUCACAUGUCACGAUUCCCUUGUGAUGCUGAGAAGAUGCGAUCCAGAUCCCUUCCUCGAUCAUUGACUCAGUGUUUGGCAAAGUGGAGCUCAGGAGUACCUCCUUCUCAGUCUAAUACUAAUGCCCCCUCAAACACAAGUCUUCUUCGCAGCCCCAGCAGUAACAUCUGCCACUUUUCAUGGGAUACAGAGGGUCCCCCAACCCCUCCUCCAACACCUCCCCUCUCACCAGUAACCAGACGCAUGUCCAAACCUACUAGUCUUCCUACCCCCGCCUUUCCCAGCUCACCAGAAGCAGACGGCCAGUCCUCCAGAACGCAUCGCCUCUCAAGGGGCUUUGUGUCCAGUCUCAACACUUUUGACGAAUCCUCAGGCAGUAACUCUGACACAACAACGGACGAUGAAUAUUACAUAGACUCAGACGAUGGAGAAAAGGAGACAGAGCUGUGAAAGGAGUCUGGACAAGAACAAAAAGCAGGAAACUUUGUGGAAAGAAAUCUGUUUUUUUUGUUUUGUUUUGUUUUUUUUCAUGAUGACUCUUUUGUGUCUCCUGUUUUGGUUUAUUUUGCAACAAGAAAGGCACGAGGGUAGCUCUGACAAAGACUUGCCUUGCUUGAGCUGCUUUUUAAAAUUUGUGUACCAAGUCCUGGCAGGACGUUGGGUCACUGCAUGAGCAAGCCUGACACAAUCAGCAUUGUUUCAUGUACAGUCUAUUCUAUUUGUAUGCAGCUUCUCAGUUUAUAAAUACCAAAUGGGGAUUGAUUUUAACAUUUGUAGUGUUGUGGCAUGGUGGGUGCGCCCAGUGCUUCUAAGUAUACAUGUGGUAGUUUUAAAAGAACAAAGCGCUCUGUAACAUUAAGCUUUUGGCACAAUCUCUGUCUUCAGCUUUGCAUUUCAUUCUGCCAGGUGACAAUAUGGACGAAGGUGCAUGAUAGGCUGUCCUGUGAGGUUUCAUGAUCUCUAUUGUCUUUGACCAUUGAAGGGAGUAAAAACUGUUUUCUUAAAGAUUUGUAAUGUCUGUAAAUAUGAGAAAUUUACACUGGAAUUGAAACUAUGAAUAUUUUCUGUCCAACAUUCUGCUCUUAUUUGCACAAGGACAAUUCUAAAUCUUAAUAUAUCUGUUUUAUAAAUAAAUUUGACUUUUCUAACAUAGCCUUUUGACUUUCCCUGCAUCUUUUAUGUCAGCGAUGAUUUUUAGAGGCAAUAAAAUUUUAUUUGCAUGUAAGGCAAAAGGAAUAAAAGCCUGAGGCGCCAUUCCUGUUUCUGGGUUACUUUCUAACCUGAGUGCCAACGACAGUCUCUGCUAUAGGUGGAGCCAUCCAAAGGCCUCACAGUGAACAGCUCCUCCCUGUCGCUAGUAGUUGUGGCAACCAGCGAACUGCUGUGGUGAUGGUUAGAUAAAUCAUCCUUUGACCCCAGUGGUUGAUCAAUACUCCGCAUGUUCGCUGGAAGUGUACUUUGUGACUUUCCGAGAUGCCUUGACACCAAGGCAACACAUUCUGCUUCAAAUUAUCAAGUCCUGACAUCAUCUGGGAAGGGCUUUGCUGCUUCACAGCAUAUGUCAUCCUGAAUGCACUGCCUUCACAUCCACUGUUCCAUUUUGCAAAACAUUCUUGUUUUUAUAUAUAGCUCCCAGUUAGCCAGCUUUUCUUGACUUUUGUGCUCUUGCGAAGAAUUCAUAAGACUUUUCAAAGGCUGUGAAGUUUCUAUCUUAAGACAUUGGAAGUUUAAUUAAUUUAGGCUUGUCAUGAUCGGUCUCACAGAAUUUAGUUUCUGAGUCUUUGUAAUGUUUUAUUUUUAAGCAUCAAAGCUUAAAAAGGAAUAGAUCAGUGUCAUGAAUCUUUUGGUUCUUUGUGUUUAGGCUUUGGCAGCAAGAACAAUUUCACUACUUAGAGGCCAAAAGUAGCAGAUCGGCAGAUCUAAAGCAGUUUUGUUUUUUUUUGGGGGGGGGGGGGGGGGGGGGUUGUACACGCAUGUUGAUGCUUAGGGAGGAUAGAUUUCUCAGGUUCUUUGCCAGAUCCCUGCUGGCUUUUUUGGAAUUAUUAUUUUUUACUGUACUUCAUGUGCUGCCAUUUUCUUAGUCAUUAUCCCUUCAGGUUAUUAUUACGCCGUUCUUUGUUUUUCAUCUUACACCUCUUUAGGAAUCAUCUCGUUGAUGCUAAAAUAACUGCGUGUCAGACUCUGAUAUCGCAGGAAUUCCGGUGUUAAUUGUUGCUGCUAGAAACAAAGUGCUAAAAGAUACAAUUUUAGGAAAGGUUCUUCCUUGGCCUGCAGGAAAUUGUGGUGCAACCUCUCAUUCUAUCGUCAUGUUUUCUGCUCUCCCUGAGAAUUUGAGUCUUGAUCACCAGGACCUAUUUUCACUGUGAGGAGGGAUAUACCACAAGUCCAUCAAAAUGGCAAAAUAUUUUAUUACCAAGCAUUGCACCUGAAAUACUAAAGCCUAUCAAAUAUUCCAUCCUUGCAGCUGAUUGGUAGCAAAUAUUCCAAAAAUUCUUUUAAAAAAAUUAAAAAGCCAAUUACAUAAAGUCUGGCUCAAAUAUGCGAUUCUGUUAUAUUUAUAUUAAAGUGAAAAACUGGUUAUGCACCAAAGCGUUUCACCCAUUAUUCCCAUCAGAAAUCUUCUUCCAGCACAAUAAGUAAACUGUUUAUCAAUAUAUCAGGGUAGCUGAUUAAAAAAAAAAAAGCCAAAGGGGAACCUAUCUUGUAUUAUGCAACAUGAUAAAGGAGAGAGGUGUUACCGCACUGACACUGUUUAUUUUAUUGGGAGUGGUUCUAUAGAGUUAUAGACGAGAGCUUGGACUUUGAAAUGUCACUGUGAUUGAACCGCAACGUCACUGUUGCCACAAUAAACAUACACACUGGACGCGCACCAUUGCUUUUUUUUUUUUACAAAAGCAAAAAAAUUAAUAAAAAUAGAUUGCCUUGUAACAUAGAAACUUUAGGUAAGAUUAGUGAUUUCAAUGAAUCUACUUUUAGCAUUUUAUAACAUGGCUGUUAGGCUGCAGAGUCUCUUAUCAAUUUAUGAGCAUGAGCAGGUGUGAGAAACUGGAAAUUGGACAGUUUACCUAAUAAAAUGAACAAAGAUAUAGUUUAAUCAGACUCAAUAUAUUAUCAUAGCCUUGAUAGAUAGUUGACCCAUCGGUAUGGCAAAGUUUAUUUACUUUAAUUUCCCCAAAGGGGUUUUUCAAAAAGAGCGACUUAACAACUAGUGAAAAAAGAAAAACUUGGAAAUUUUAUUUCAAAAGAAAAAAAAAACGACGUAUCAUUGUGAUGCACUCAUUAAAACAAAUAAGGGAAGCUGUGUGUCAGCUAAGUGUACCAAUGCUGCCCUCUGGUGGACUAACGUCUUACAUCGAGACGCAGUCGGUAUCUGAUGUCUUCUUCUCUUCUUUGCCGUUUAAUCGGAACAUUUUAGCAGCAACGGCAUUUUCAUUGUUUCACAUUACUGCCUCAGUCAAAAGUUUACACAAACUCAACAGGGGUAUUAAUGUCAUUUCAUGAAAGGUUCAACACGUAGCUUUCACUUUAAUUCAACCCUGGUUUAAAUGGAUUGGUUUCCUGGCUCCGACCGAACCAAAGCACGGCCCGAGACGAUUCAGA
Gambusia affinis (western mosquitofish) is the source of this 8579-nucleotide messenger RNA. RefSeq names its product mucin-12. The record is from RefSeq and is a predicted model, not a curated record. The transcript has 4 exons. Bases 129 to 5429 code for a protein of 1766 amino acids. NCBI's taxonomy places the organism in Eukaryota, Metazoa, Chordata, Actinopteri, Cyprinodontiformes, Poeciliidae.